Molecule: messenger RNA, 2579 nt
Organism: Marasmius oreades (fairy-ring Marasmius)
Lineage: Eukaryota; Fungi; Basidiomycota; Agaricomycetes; Agaricales; Marasmiaceae
Exons: 9
Coding region: 13-2163 (716 amino acids)
Biological process (GO): (1->6)-beta-D-glucan biosynthetic process; fungal-type cell wall organization
Cellular component (GO): endoplasmic reticulum membrane; plasma membrane
Molecular function (GO): glucosidase activity
Source: RefSeq, a predicted model, not a curated record
CCCUUCCGUGUCAUGGCAGCGCCCAACGACCAGUCGUUUGGGCAGUUUAGUCCCUCUAAUCCGUUUGACCCUCCUUCUUCUUCAUCCAACAUGUCCUCUCCCAGUCAGCCAGCCUCUCCUAACAGUAGUGCCUUGCUCCUGAACCCGUUCUCUGGUGGCAGCACAAAUUCAAAGCAAGCAGGAGGGAAAGGUUCCAUGGUUCUCUAUCGUUUCACCUCAGAAAACGAAUUGUCGAGCAGAAGCAACAGAUUUUCUGCCAACUCUGCCUACUCCGACACAGGUUCUCUUCUUGCGAGAGUCGACGACAAGUAUCCUGCAUUCUCGUCAACCCCAACCACUCCUACUCUCUCUCGCAAUAAUUCUUCCAAUCGUCUACCCCAUGCUGCUCUCUUCGCCUCUUCAUCUUCCACAAUAAGCAACUCCCCCUUACCUUCAUCCAAUCCUCCACGAGGUCUUGUUCCCUAUGAAUAUGACCCUGUCGCUGAUUCCAUGCUCAAUGACGAAGAAGACGUCUUGCACGACCCCAAGGCAUCACCCGAGCAAGAAAAGCGACUAUACUCCAGCGCUUCUGGUGUGAGUUGGAGAGGAGUAUGGAACGUCGGAAUGCUCGUCCUUCUUGUCGCCGGCUUACUGUCUCUCUUCCUGCUUUAUCCCAUAAUCUUAGAAGUCAGAGAUGCUACCAGGAAAGCUCUUAUCGGUGACAACAUUCGGGUAAACGCAACCGGUCAAAUUCCUUCACUCAAUGCCGUACGCGACCUGGUCGACCGAGACACUCCUGAAUCAGCCAAGACUCGCAAAGGCUUCGAUGGUGAGGACUACGUCCUCGUCUUUUCUGACGAAUUCGAACAACCUGGUCGGACCUUCUAUCCGGGGGAUGACCCUUAUUUCGAGGCGAUGGACCUUUGGUAUGGUGUCACGGCUGAUCUAGAAUGGUAUGACCCUCAGCAAGUGACGACGAGAGAUGGUGCAUUGGUCAUUACGAUGGACUCUGCGGACUGGAAAACUGCUGGAUCGACACCAGGAUCGACGGCCCCCUUUACGCCUGCGGAAAACCAUAAUCUUACGUAUAGAAGUGGCAUGUUGCAGACAUGGAACAAGCUGUGUUUUACAAGUGGAUAUAUUGAGGUCUCUGUCAUCUUGCCCGGUAAGGAUGGUCAAGCGCAAGGAUACUGGCCUGGUGCCUGGACAAUGGGUAAUUUAGGAAGAGCUGGAUACAGGGCUACUACAGACGCGAUGUGGCCAUAUUCUUACGAUGAAUGUGAUGUCGGAACGUUCAUCAAUCAGACAGAGAAGGGAAACACAGGACCCCCAGCAGCUGUCUACACAGAUAAGGGUUGGACAGAAUACGACAAACGGCUUAGCGUGUUGAAUGGUCAAAGGUUGAGUGCAUGCACAUGUCCUAAUUCCGACCAUCCCGGACCCUGGGCAAAGAUUGACGGAACGGAACGUUACAGAGGACGGGGUGCUCCCGAAAUCGAUAUCAUCGAAGUACAGAAAGACCAGAAAGUAGAUGAAAUCACCGGUGAAAUUGCACUCGGUAACGUAGCGAGUCAGAGUUCUCAGUUUGCGCCGUUCACGCACGACUAUAAUAUCGAUGAUGUUGCGGAGGCCAACUUCAAGAUCUACAACGCUUCACGGACAUAUGGCAACCCAUAUCAUGGAUCGCCUUUGCAGCAGGCCGUUUCUGCAUUGACCAAGGUCCCUGCGGAUGGUUUCCAGGGUAUACCAAACAGAAGGUUUGUUACGUAUGGCUUUGAAUACUGGGGAAACCCAGACGACCGAUCCAACUCAUUCGUCACGUUCCAAGUCGACGGACAACCCUCUUAUCGAAUGGGAUAUGGUGCUGUCGGUCCUGAUAAAGGCGAGGGUGGAAGUCAGGUUGGGCAGAGAAUUGUCCCGGAGGAACCGAUGUAUAUACUUUUGAAUAUGGGCAUAAGUCCAAACUGGCAAAAUAUCAACCUGGAAACACUGUUGUUCCCAGCUGAGAUGUUGUUUGACUACGUUCGAAUCUAUCAACGCAAGGGUCAUGUCAAUGUAGGAUGUAAUCCGAAAGACUACCCGACUGCGGAUUAUAUCAGUAGGCACCUGGAUCAAUAUACAGCCAUCAACGCAACAAAAUGGACAGGAGGAAGCCCGCGCAACCGGUUGUAUGAUGGAUGUUGAUGAACGUUAUUGGGUCCCUCAUCGCCUAUCUCCUCAACCAAAGUUCGACUCUUGGCCCGCUUAACGCGCUGAUCUUUGUUUGUUUUUUUUUGUACAAACAUUCACAUUCAUUCUUCUUUCCUCUACAUCACACUGCUUGCUUCCUUUUGUUUUGUCCGAAAAAUGUCGAUCAUUUUUUGUAUCUAAACCCCCUCCCGCCCAUCUCCCCCCCUCCCCCUCAUGCCAAUGCCAUGGCACAUAUAUUAUACUACUACCCGCGCAUUUUACUUGGUUGCUUUGCUUCCAAUCUCUCUAAUCUAUUCAUGGCUAUCGUUAUCUAGAUUUCUUGCCGCUCUUUUCGAAUCGUCCGCUCUUUUUGACUUACGGGCCUUUAAGGCUGAAUACCAUGUUAUUAAAUAGAUUGGCUUUCACCUCCU